Hippocampus zosterae (dwarf seahorse) is the source of this 1046-nucleotide messenger RNA. RefSeq names its product ubiquitin conjugating enzyme E2 A, like (gene ube2al). Gene Ontology annotation, cellular component: HULC complex. Gene Ontology annotation, molecular function: ubiquitin conjugating enzyme activity. Gene Ontology annotation, biological process: proteasome-mediated ubiquitin-dependent protein catabolic process; protein polyubiquitination; DNA repair. Lineage: Eukaryota; Metazoa; Chordata; Actinopteri; Syngnathiformes; Syngnathidae. The record is from RefSeq and is a predicted model, not a curated record. The transcript is spliced from 6 exons. The coding region runs from base 147 to 605 and encodes 152 amino acids.
UAUCAAAGAUCGACAGGAACUGGAACUUCCAGGCAAGCCGCCAGUCAGGAUGCUAUCAGCUGAACGUUAGUGGCAUUUAUCACAAACGUUCUCACCAAAACACCAAUGAUAAUACGACUUAACGAGGUCGCUAAUACCGUUAGACCAUGUCCACACCAGCGAGAAGAAGACUUAUGAGAGAUUUUAAACGGUUACAAGAGGACCCCCCAGAUUUUGUCAAUGGAGCCCCAUGUGAAAACAACAUAAUGUUGUGGAAUGCUGUCAUUUUUGGCCCUGACGCAACUCCAUUUGAAGGUGGUACAUUUAAACUCAUUGUCGAGUUCACAGAAGAAUAUCCCAAUAAACCCCCAACAGUGCGCUUUGUGUCAAAGAUGUUUCAUCCUAAUGUCUAUGCAGAUGGUAGUAUAUGUUUGGACAUCCUCCAAAAUCGAUGGAGCCCCACUUACGACGUCUCUUCUAUUCUUACGUCCAUCCAGUCUUUGCUGAAUGAGCCAAACCCCAACAGUCCGGCCAACAGCCUAGCUGCUCAGCUGUACCAGGAGAAUAAGCGCGAAUAUGAGAAGAAAGUUUCAGCAAUUGUAGAGCAAAGCUGGCAAAACAGUUGACCUGGCUGAGGGUAUGUGCCCAAACGCUUGCAUGGAGAACCCUCAUAAUCUCCUCUCACUUUUUUUAAAAAAACGUUUUAAGCCCUUUACCUUUGAUGUAUGUGCCGUCAUAGGAUUGUAUUUUUUGUUGCCUACCAAGAGGGAUUUGUUUUCUCUAUCUACUCAAGUCUCCCAUUAUCCCAGCAGCAUUUGUGGCGAAUCCUUGCCUUGUUUGUGGGCCACCAGCAUACUUUGAUCACGUUUAAUGUCCCGGGUGCUUUGCCGAUCACGUCCUUUUUCACCGCGAAGUUUGCCGUCGUGGACUCCCAAUAGUGUUUUGCCAUCUCUCCGUUGUGUUGUGAACCGUUUGUAACAUGCAUGACACAAUGAGCAAACCUGACCUCCCUUUUCGAUAAUGUAUAUAUACGAAACCUGCAUCUGAAUAUAUGUACAGAUUUUGCA